GGCGCUUCUGCGUUGAAAUGUCAAACUGACAUUUGAGCAAUUGAAGAACAGUCAUUCUCUUUGUGUUUAAUAAACUGAAAAUUUAAUAAAGAUAAUUUAUUGAACUUACCGAUAAGAUGCAAGAAUCUACAAGGCCUGAGUUAUAUGAAGAGGUGAAAUUAUAUAGAAAUGCUCGUGAGAGAGAGAAGCACGAUAAUAUGACAGAUUUGUAUGCUGUUAUUAGUACAAUGCAACAUUUAGAAAAGGCUUACAUAAGAGAUUGUGUUACACCUCAGGAAUAUACAGCAGCAUGUUCGAAGCUGCUAGUUCAAUAUCGGGCAGCAUUCAAACAAGUUCAAGGUGAUGACUUCCCUAACGUUGAAGCAUUUAUAAAUAAGUACAAGCUAGACUGUCCUGCAGCUUUAGAACGUAUUAAAGAAGAUCGACCAAUUACUAUCAAAGAUGAUAAAGGCAAUACAAGUAAAUGUAUUGCUGAUAUUGUUUCACUCUUUAUAACUCUGAUGGACAAAUUACGUUUACAAAUACGUGCUAUGGAUGAACUUCAUCCAGAUGUCAGAGACCUGGUAGAAACCAUGUCAAGAUUGAGUUUGUUACCUGCUGAUUUCGAAGGAAAACUAAAGAUUGGAUCUUGGCUAUCUCGAUUGAAUAAUAUGCAAGCCUCUGAUGAAUUGUCUGAUUCAGAAGUCAGACAGCUAUUAUUUGAUUUAGAAAGCUCAUAUGAUGCUUUUAAUAAAACUCUUCAUCAAACUUAGUUUUGAAAUAACAGUUAUAUAUAUGAUA
This is a messenger RNA of Ctenocephalides felis (cat flea), 780 nucleotides long. Its product is annotated as vacuolar protein sorting-associated protein 28 homolog. Gene Ontology annotation, cellular component: ESCRT I complex. The record is from RefSeq and is a predicted model, not a curated record. Lineage: Eukaryota; Metazoa; Arthropoda; Insecta; Siphonaptera; Pulicidae. The transcript has 7 exons. Gene Ontology annotation, biological process: protein transport to vacuole involved in ubiquitin-dependent protein catabolic process via the multivesicular body sorting pathway. Gene Ontology annotation, molecular function: protein-containing complex binding. The coding region runs from base 117 to 752 and encodes 211 amino acids.